GGGGGUCAUUUGCCACAUCCUCUCAAAUAGCUACGAACUCACCAGAGGAUGGAAACCAGAAGCCUCCUUGCCGGCCCUGUUUAUUCAAUCUGAAAUCCGAUUGGUCCCGAUUAUUUAAAGAAAACGAGCGAGAGCGAAUCGGAACAUUUCGCGUCGACAAUGCCGAGUCUUGAUUCUGACAUUCUCUUGUUUGGCCACCCAAAAAAAAAUAAUUGAUAAGACGAGACUGUCGGAAAAAUAAAGUAAUACCGAGUGACUUUGAAAUGCUUUUGAUCGCGUUUUCAGGGGGUUGGCCUUUGGCCUUUGACCUUUGACCUUUGUAUAAUAGACAAGCUCCUUACGCAAGCGCUCACCAAGGAUGUUGAUAUGAUUGCAUGCGUUUUACGUGUUUUUUAAGGAAAAUGGCAAACGGGUCGGACGCCAACGCCUCAGCCUGGCCCCGCCCCUCGGUCAACACCUCCUGGCAGUCCGCCGCCCAGGUGCUUCUGGUGACGGCGGCGACGGUGGCGCUGAGCGGCGUCACCGUUCUGGGUAACUCGCUGGUUCUCCUCUCCGUCAAGGUCAACCGCCGCCUGCGUAGCGUCAACAACUACUUUUUGCUGAGCCUGGCCACCGCCGACCUCCUGGCGGGCGCCGUCUCCGUCAACGUGUACGCGCUCUACGCCGCGUGCGGCUCCUGGCCGCUGGGCCCCGCCCUCUGCGACCUCUGGCUGGUGGUGGACCACGGCGUGAGCGCCGCCGCCGUCCUGAACCUGCUGCUCAUCAGUUUGGACCGCUUCUUCUGCCUGACCCGGCCGCUCAGCUACCCGCUGCGGCGCACGGGCAAGAUGGCCGCCCUGAUGAUCGCGCUGGCUUGGCUGCUGUCCUUCGCCCUGUGGACGCCCGCCAUCCUGUGCUGGCAGAGAGCCGGCGGCCGGCGCCUGGUCCCCGAACCCGAGUGUUACCCGCGCUUGCUCGCCAGCCCCGCCGUCACUCUCGGGACCACCCUGCCCGCCUUCUUCCUGCCCGGCUUGGCCAUGGUGGGCCUGUACGGACACGUAUCCGCCGCCAGCCGCCGGCGGCUGAGUGGGCGUCGCCGGCCGUCGGGGGACCGGCUCGGGACAUGCGCUCCUUCCCUAUCCGCCUCCCCUGCGCCGUCGUCCGCCCGGCGUCGAGUCGCAGUCAGGGAGAAGCGGGUGACGCGCACCAUUCUCACCAUCCUUCUGACCUUCAUCCUGACCCGGGCGCCGCACAACGCCAUGGCGCUGGUGGCCGCUUUCAGUCACGUGCGCAUCCCGGACGUCCUGUGGCAGGCGGGCCUGUGGCUGGUUUACGUCAACAGCGCCGUGGACCCCGCUUGCUACGCCCUUUGCAGCCCCACCUUCAGGAGCACCUUCCGCCGCCUGCUGCUGUGCCGCCGCCCCGACCCGCCCGUGUAAAGGUCAACGGGG
This is a messenger RNA of Hippocampus zosterae (dwarf seahorse), 1430 nucleotides long. Its product is annotated as muscarinic acetylcholine receptor M4-like. Gene Ontology annotation, molecular function: G protein-coupled serotonin receptor activity; G protein-coupled acetylcholine receptor activity. Lineage: Eukaryota; Metazoa; Chordata; Actinopteri; Syngnathiformes; Syngnathidae. Gene Ontology annotation, biological process: chemical synaptic transmission; adenylate cyclase-inhibiting G protein-coupled acetylcholine receptor signaling pathway; G protein-coupled receptor signaling pathway, coupled to cyclic nucleotide second messenger. The record is from RefSeq and is a predicted model, not a curated record. Bases 375 to 1418 code for a protein of 347 amino acids. The transcript has a single exon. Gene Ontology annotation, cellular component: synapse; plasma membrane; dendrite.